AUGGACCCGAGCAUCGAUAUCGCCGAGACGGCUACUUGCACCACUUGUCGAUUCGUCGAGGAUAAAUCGAAUUACUGGACAGCCGUUCUGUAUUUCAAAGCCCGAAACGGAACUUUCAUUCGUGUCCCUCAAAUGGCCAACCAUAACACAGGCCCUGGGAUCGCAGCAGGUGGCAUGACUGUUUACUACUUCCAACCCAACCCGCCUACCAAGGACCUUAAGGUCACGGCCUUUGCUAAGGGUUUCCGAAUGAUAGUCGGCCACCCUCUGCGUCGUGCAGACGAUAUCGACCCGACCGACCCAGGUUACAGGGCCACCUCAUUCCGUUGCUUUAAGAAGAACGACCCCGGAAACUCCGGAACUCCUGGCUACCCUGGGGAUACCUUCCACCUCCCGAACGAGCCUUGCGAAGAGGGUAUUCGUUCGAACAUCUAUUUCCCCCAAUGCUGGGACGGAGUCAAUCUCGACACACCCGACCACUCGAGCCACGUUGCUCACCCAGUUGGAACCAUCAGCCCCGAAGGAUUGCAAUUCUUCGGAACUGAUUGCCCCGCCUCACACCCCGUCAGGCUUCCCCUUCUCUUCAUCGAGAUUAACUGGGACACUCGUGCCUUCAAUGACCUCUCCCUUUGGCCGGAGGAUGGUAGCCAGCCAUUCGUGUUCAGCAUGGGUGACCCCACUGGCUACGGGCAGCACGCCGAUUACGUCUUCGGAUGGGAAGGCGACUCCCUCCAGCGAGCCAUGGACGUCUGCACUGGAUUCGACGGUAUCCCGACCAACUGCCCUGUUCUCACAGUCCAAGAUACCGACAGCAUGAACAAAUGCCGACAAGCCAACAAGGUCGAAGAGGUUGUCGAGGACGCUUAUCUCAACGAACUUCCGGGAUGCAAUCCCAUCCAGGAGGGACCACAAUCAGCCACGAUGCCCGCCAGCUGCGGCGCCUUGUCGACAUGGGUUGCAGCCCCAUCGCCGACUACUCCCCCUGCCGUCGUCACUCCCCCUUGGCCUGUCUGCCACGAUGGCCCAGGAACUCACCCCUUGGCCCCGAACUGUGAUUCCAUCCCCACCAAGGCUCCAGGUGACGCACCGACUGAAGUCCCAGCCGCCAUUAUCACUCCCGUUUAA
Messenger RNA from Coprinopsis cinerea okayama7#130, 1125 nucleotides. RefSeq lists its product as hypothetical. The transcript has 6 exons. NCBI's taxonomy places the organism in Eukaryota, Fungi, Basidiomycota, Agaricomycetes, Agaricales, Psathyrellaceae. The record is from RefSeq and is a predicted model, not a curated record. The coding region runs from base 1 to 1125 and encodes 374 amino acids.